Messenger RNA from Photinus pyralis (common eastern firefly), 1170 nucleotides. RefSeq names its product juvenile hormone acid O-methyltransferase-like. The transcript has 3 exons. The record is from RefSeq and is a predicted model, not a curated record. Bases 53 to 877 code for a protein of 274 amino acids. NCBI's taxonomy places the organism in Eukaryota, Metazoa, Arthropoda, Insecta, Coleoptera, Lampyridae.
AUAAAGUAGUAUAAGGUUGCAAAUUAGGCACUACAGCACACAGUCUAAGCUUAUGUUUGAAAUGGGUCGAGGAGAAGUGUAUAUACAAUAUGGGAGCCUACCCGAAAAGACGGCGGUCCAGAUUUUGUCGAAUUUUAAAGAGGCUGCUUUGUGGAAGGAAGGCUGUAAAGUGCUCGAUAUUGGUUGUGGACCCGGCAAUGUAACGCACGACAUCCUCUAUCCAAUCUUACCAAAAUCCACAAGUGAAAUAGUGGGUGUGGAUAAGUGCCCUGAAUUUAUCGAAUACGCGAGAAAUAACUACGAAGAAAAACCAAUAUUUUCCUUCCGGGUCUUGGACAUAGUGAACGAUGAAGUACCGGAAGAGUUGGAGCAGAAAUUCGAUUAUGCCGUUUCGUUUCUCUGCUUUCAUCAAUUCAGCGACCAUAAGGCCGCUUUCGAAAAUGUGAGCAAAAUGUUAAAGCCUGGUGGAGAAAUUCUGUUUUACUUUGCGGCGAAGGCAUCCACUUUUCAGUUAUAUGAGACUCUUGCAAAUAAUGAGAAAUUGUCGGGGUACUUUCCCGACUGGGAGAAGUACUGUAGUCCUUACAAAGACUCUUUAAACAUCAAGAAAGACAUUGAAAACUUUGUGAAUAAAAUGGGAUACAAGAUACUUUCACUGCGCAUUGACAAAAAACACCAUUCGUUUCCAAUGAAAUAUUUCCAACAGCUUCAGCAGUCAUUAGUUCCUCUUCCACUCCCGGAUGAUUUUUUUAGUGAGAUAAGAAAUGAUAUGCUUAUUGCGAUAAGAAAUUUGAAGUUGUCUAAGAUUGACGGAAAUAGCGAGGAGUACUUCGAAUUUAUCGGAAAUAUUGCCAUUCUGCACGCUGUAAAAGCAUAAAAUAGGUUGUCCUUAAAUUAAAUAUCAGCUGAAAGCAAAUCACUCGUAAAUACUCCUUAGUUGUCCAAUUUAUAUCUUAAACAUUACCACUUUGUUCCAAAUGGGUAAAUUUGUAACCGUGAAAAAUUAUGUUAUCUUUGACCUGAAUCAAUUGUGACACAUCGAGCAUAUUUACGUACCGAACAUCAGCCGGGAAUUGACUGGUCACCCAGUCUUUCAUCCUGGCUCUGACAACGAAGGAGGGUGGGGUCUGGUCCGACGAAGACUCCACCGCUGCCGUCGCGAGUCAGCUC